Anisakis simplex (herring worm) is the source of this 387-nucleotide messenger RNA. The record is from the annotation of a GenBank genome assembly. NCBI's taxonomy places the organism in Eukaryota, Metazoa, Nematoda, Chromadorea, Rhabditida, Anisakidae.
AUGUUCACAUGGUCAAUGGCAAGAAUGCACAUCAGAGCAAUGGGCAAUUUUGAAGCUUUAUUGAAUCGCGCCUUACUGAUUCCAACAGUACCGAUACGAGGUCACUUCGAAGCGCUAAUGGGACACAUCAAACUUAAUAUUGCUGUUAAAAUGGGAAGGUCGUCGAUUGGAACACCAUUGGUACAAACCAGCUAUUGUAAGGCCGAAAUUGGUUAUGUGGAUUUGCAUGUAAAAAACACUGGCGUUAUAACGGACUUCUUCAUCAACGCUUUCAAAUCGUUCCUAAUUGCGAAUUUCAAACCGAUGGUUGAAGAGAAGAUGUGUGGCAUGAUCAAGAAGGUUGUGAAUAAGGAUAUGAAUAAUAUUCUGGCAACAAUGCCCUUACAG